Anisakis simplex (herring worm) is the source of this 489-nucleotide messenger RNA. The record is from the annotation of a GenBank genome assembly. NCBI's taxonomy places the organism in Eukaryota, Metazoa, Nematoda, Chromadorea, Rhabditida, Anisakidae.
AUGAGGAUUCUUUUGUGUGGAAACAAUUGGGGAAUCGUCCCGAGACGAUUCCUUAAAACAAUGCGAUCGUACGAUGUACGUGAAUCGUUUUUGAAGUACUUCAUCGCCCGAGGACAUACGCAUGUGCCAUCCACAUCAAUUGUACCCUUCGAUGACCCAUCACUGCUGUUCGUGACGGCUGGAAUGAAUCAGUUUAAAUCGAUUCUGUUGGGUAGAAAUAACGAUCAUCUUGUUGAUGAGAAAAGAGAACCACUAAAAAGAGCCGUGAAUUCGCAGAAGUGUUUCCGUGCCGGUGGUAAGCACAACGAUCUAGCGGACGUUGGACAAGAUGCUACUCAUCAUACAUUCUUUGAGAUGUUAGGCAAUUGGUCAUUUGGUGAUUACUUCAAAGUUGGUUUCUUCAAAUGUGAUCAUAAUGCAUGCAUUCAUCGUUCAGCAUUUUCAAAUUUCUUAUUGAUUCUCCCAUUUCAAUCCGAUCAGAUGAAGUGA